AUGCAGCCUGAGAGACGCAAGGAUGAGAGGAAAUUUCAAGGUCGGUGGCGUCCAUGGAAGAAGCGGAGACGAACUGAGGGAAGAGAUGAAGAUGAGGAGAUCUGGUUCAAUGGUGGAGGAGACAAGGUAGAGAGCGUAUGCCUGACGAAGAAGAAAGAAGAAGCUUCAUGA
Molecule: messenger RNA, 171 nt
Organism: Prunus armeniaca (apricot)
Lineage: Eukaryota; Viridiplantae; Streptophyta; Magnoliopsida; Rosales; Rosaceae
Source: the annotation of a GenBank genome assembly